UCAACCGCUACUCAACCAUUGCCUCUGUCAAACGCGUGGAGCCUAGAAGGUAACCUAUUCGCAGUGUAAUCUUCGGAUCGUUCUCCCCACUUUCGCGUUCAUUAUCAUGGGCAACGAAAAGGAGACGGAUAUAAUUAGCAUCGUGGAAAGACCUGAGAAAAAAACUCUGCUCGAGAGAUACAACAUACCGGUGGAAAAUGUCUCGUACGAAUUCAUAUCGCAAUGCACCGAUGGGAAAACACUGGAGCGAAUCGUUCUCAUCUUACGUUCUGGGGAAGAGGGAGACUAUCCAGAUUUGACGAAGCACGCGGAGGAGCGUCUCGCUAGGAUUAAACCGACAAGCGCUCUUUUGAGGAAGGCGGAGCCAGUUUUGAGGCGAAAUAUGUUAAAUGCGAACGAACAGCAGGAAAUCGACGACGACAUCAGCAAUUGGACGUGCGAGAUGCAAUCUCGUGAGAAAGAUUUGGACGAGGGGAAAGCUAUCCUUACCAACGAACCCUGUCUACAGCCAGAAAUUCGACAGAUAAAAACGAAUACUACAAAAGUAUUAUUGAUCGUUAGGAAGGUCCAAGUUGCGCAGAAAAUCAACAACUUAUGUAUCCGUGGUAACUUGAUGAAUCAAAAGGGCGCGUCAGCGAAGACAACCAUCAACGACGUCAGAGUCACGAGAUCAGAGUAG
Acromyrmex echinatior (Panamanian leafcutter ant) is the source of this 679-nucleotide messenger RNA. RefSeq names its product Spag1 axonemal dynein assembly factor (gene Spag1). Gene Ontology annotation, cellular component: cytosol; mitochondrion. The record is from RefSeq and is a predicted model, not a curated record. Gene Ontology annotation, molecular function: heat shock protein binding. NCBI's taxonomy places the organism in Eukaryota, Metazoa, Arthropoda, Insecta, Hymenoptera, Formicidae.